This is a messenger RNA of Strongyloides ratti, 549 nucleotides long. Its product is annotated as Saposin B domain and Saposin-like domain-containing protein. NCBI's taxonomy places the organism in Eukaryota, Metazoa, Nematoda, Chromadorea, Rhabditida, Strongyloididae. The transcript has 4 exons. The coding region runs from base 1 to 549 and encodes 182 amino acids. The record is from RefSeq and is a predicted model, not a curated record.
AUGAAAUUAUUAACUACAUUUUUUAUUCUUUUCCUUCUUAUUAACGUUACAUACGUUAAUGCUUCUUUAAAAUGUGAAUUAUGUCUUGAAGUUGUUAAACUUGUAGAAGAAUACUUGAUUAAUAAUGAAGGCGUUAUUAAUAGAGAUCUUUCUAGUUUAUGUGACAAGCUCAGUGGAAAACUUGCUGCUUUAGAUCAACUUUGUAAAAAUCUUUUGAUUAAUGAGGUUGAUAAUAUAAUACAAGGAAUCAAACAAAGGGAUGAACCAGAGGUUAUUUGCAAAAGAAUCCUAACAACACUUAAAGAUAAAGUUCAACCACAUCAUUUAAGCAUUUGGGAUAGAAUUAUGAAAUUCCUUAAUGGGAUACUUUCAAUAUUUUGUAAACACGGUAAUUUAAAAGACAGAGUUUGUAAUGAAAUAAAGAAAAGUAAUAAUUCUGUUGAUAACGAAGUUUGUGACAAAAUUAAAAAUGAUUUUACACUAGUUACUACAAUGAUAAAACAAAAUUUGACAGUAGAAGAAAUUUGUAAAAACGAAACAUUUUGUUAA